This is a messenger RNA of Perkinsus marinus ATCC 50983, 960 nucleotides long. RefSeq lists its product as hypothetical. The transcript has 3 exons. Lineage: Eukaryota; Perkinsozoa; Perkinsida; Perkinsidae. The coding region runs from base 1 to 960 and encodes 319 amino acids. The record is from RefSeq and is a predicted model, not a curated record.
AUGGUCAUCGACGAGGUUGUGACUGUCUUUGACUCCAUGUUGAUGGCAACUGAGCAAGCCCUCCGUGACCUGCGAGGCGAGGCUGGCCUGUUUGGUAACAUCCACAUGAACUUUGUGAGCGACCCACUACAACUUCAGGACGCUCAUCCCGAGCGAUAUGGCGACUACAAAGACCUCGAGGUCGGACCUGUGUGGGACUGUCAAAUAUGGAAGCUUAUGCCGCUGAGGACUUACUUCUUGAAGUCCUUCAAUCGAGGAUCGGCUAUCACUGGUUGUAUCCGCCCAGGUCGUCGUGGACGUAGACCCCUACCAUACCCCGCCGAGGGUCCUGAUAUCCCGUUCACGGAGUUUCUUGCGGAAAUAAGAGGAAUGCAGUCCGGUACGAAGCUAUCCGAGUCGGCAAAAGCACUGGCAGUUGCUAUUCGGGACGUUGAGGGUGAGCACGAAGAAGAAUGGACAGCUGUUACUAUCUCUCGAGGAACCGCAAACAGAAUUAACAAACAACAUAUAGGUGCUAUACCUGGGACUCCGGUAACGUUCAACGCCGGGAUUAGCGACCAUAGACCACCGGCCGAAGACGAAGAUAUUGGUGUGAUUGGCAUUCCACUCGUCGUCAAGCUGAAGUUGGGAUGCCGAAUAGUAUUCACGAAGAACUGCCGAGGGGCAGCUCUGACAUGCCAUAAACUGCUGGGAUCGACGCUCAAGUACAUUGUUAUUGAUCUGUCGAAGGAUGACGAAUAUAAGAGCCCACACACAGUGCACAUCGAUAUUGAACGCAGGCUGCGCACAGAGCGGCUCACUAAAAAGCUCGUGUUCUCUCCAUCGGCUAAGAAGUUCGAUGAGUUCUGUCGCGAGCAUGACAGACUGAAGGUUCUGCACGAUCGACAGGUUUCAUCGAUGAAAUUCAUCAUGCUGAAGUCGGCCUUCUUCACCGAGUCCGAUCCAGGAAGGUUCUUCUAG